AUGUCUAAAAGGGAUAAAAUUGGUGCAUCUCAUAUCGGAAUCUAUACCAUUGGACCCGAAAUAGGUAAGGGUUCCUUUGCUACGGUGUACAAAUGUAUAGAUAACAAGACACAUCAACCAGUGGCAAUCAAGUCGGUGGUACGGUCCAAAUUGAAACUGAAGAAGCUUGUGGAAAACUUGGAAAUUGAGAUUUCUAUCCUUAAGACUAUGAAGCAUCCUCAUAUAGUUGGGCUCUUGGACUGUACUCAAACUUCAUCACAUUUCCAUUUGGUUAUGGAUUAUUGCUCCAUGGGUGAUUUAUCAUACUUCAUACGGAAGAGAGACCAGUUGAUCAAAAGCCAUCCAGUUAUAUCGUCACUAUUGGAAAGGUACCCUUCUCCGGAAGACUCCCAUGGUUUGAAUCAUGUGCUCGUUACGCAUUUUCUUAAACAAUUAUCAUCAGCCUUGGAGUUCCUUAGACUGAAGCUGUUAGUCCAUAGAGAUAUCAAGCCACAAAAUUUGUUAUUGUGCCCACCAGCGCAUUCCAAGGAGAUUUUUGAAGAAGGACAAUUCACCGGACUAUGGGAAUUACCAAUUUUGAAGAUUGCUGAUUUUGGAUUUGCCAGAUUCUUACCAUCAACCUCGAUGGCUGAAACUUUGUGUGGUUCACCUUUGUACAUGGCUCCUGAGAUCUUGAGAUAUGAGAAAUAUAAUGCCAAGGCCGAUUUAUGGUCUGUUGGAGCAGUCUUAUAUGAGAUGAGUGUUGGUAAACCUCCAUUCAAGGCUGACAAUCACGUUCAAUUGUUGAAAAAUAUUGAAAAAUCAAACGAUAGGAUCAAAUUCCCUUCUGUUUCUAAAGUGCCAGAGUCUUUGAAGAAAUUAAUUAGGAGUUUACUUAAAUGUAACCCUACGGAACGAAUUUCAUUCACUGAAUUUUUCAAUGAUCCAUUGAUUGUUGGUGAAUUAGAAGGUAACGAUAAACCUCUCGAUACUAGUGAAAUGGACGAGAAUUUAUUUAUUAGUGAAUAUAUUAGUCCCAUCCCUAAGAUUCAGGAAUUGAAGCAGCAACAAUUGCAAGGACAUAACUCGAGACAAAUUCCAUUUCCCAAGUCUACAUCCUCUUCAGCUCGUGAUGAAGAAAUUAAGACCAUAAUUCACAACAAUUCUCCAGGAAACGAAGUGUUGAGUAACUCUAUUCAGCCAAAACAACUUCAAAGUGAGACAAGUGGCUCGCUUAUACGCACCAGUAGAGAGAAUGAGAUUAUAAUGGAAAAAGAUUAUGUAGUUGUGGAGAAAAGAGCUGUUGAGGUUAAUGCUAUCGCUGAUGAAUUGGCACAUGCUGGAAGUGGUGCAGUCGCAAUUAAAAAACCAGAUUCCGAUAAAGCGCCUCAUCAACAAAAAUCUCAAACGCUGCCACUGCAGACACCUCCGAAGUCAAGCUAUAAAAGAGGAUCUAUCCGUUCCAACUCAAUGACUGGAGGACGCCGUCCUUCUUUCACAGAAAGGAGAAUAUCUAUUUCCAUUUCUCCUACUAAUGCGUUAAGCAAGGCUAUUGGAUUGGCUUCGAACAGGUUGUUUGGUACAGCUUCUUCACAACCAAACAAUCAGAUUACCGAAAAUGUUAUUGGCGAUGAAGGAACUACAUAUUCAACUGUAAUUUCUUCUCCAAAUUUUGUCAACAAUUUACUACUUCAAAAUUUGAAUUUACCAACUUCAAAUACGAUGGCAAUGCAACAACAUCUUCAACAACAACAUCAACUGGCUUUGGUUAAACCACUGUCGAAAUCUGAUGAAUACGUUCUUAGUAAGUUAGAGUCUAUUGCAACUAAAGCGCAUGCAAUCAACUUAUUUGCCGAUGUGAAGUUUAGUCAAUUGAUUCCUUCACCUCCUUCUACGGAAGGCUUGGAAGACGAACUAAUGAUUCAAACGGAUAUAUUACCACCAAAAAUCGUGAAAUCCGUAAGUGAGGAAGGUGUUGCAUUGUAUGUGAAGACGCUCUCUUUGCUUGUUCAAGGUAUGGCUGUUGCAAGUAAUUGGUGGUACCAGCAACAGCAGCAGCUGCAGGAAAGCUCGUCUUCAUUGGAUAGUAGCGGAAAUAGUAGUAUUCAUCUUUCGAUUAGAAUCAAUGAGUUGGUUCAAUGGAUCCGAGAAAAAUUCAAUGAAUGCCUCGAAAAGGCAGAAUUUAUCAGGCUUCGUUUACAAGAAGCUAAUCAAACUUUGAGAAAAGAAAGGGAAGAGGAGUAUGACGAUGAUGAUUACCUGGAAGAAGAAGUUAACUUAGAAGAAAGGGUAAUUGCAGAGAAAUUGAUCUUUGAUAGGGCAUUGGAGAUGUCAAGAAAUGCUGCUGUCAAUGAACUUGUCAAAGAGGAUUUAAAGGGUUGCGAACUAGCAUAUAGUACAGCUAUUUGGAUGUUGGAAGCAUUACUUGAUGAGGAUUCGUCCACAAGUGCUGAUGAGAGAUUGGAUGAUGAAGACAAAGCAAUGGUUGAGAAAUUUAUUGUUAGCAUUGGAAACAGAUUGUCAGUUUUGAAAAAGAAACUCGGAGACGAAGAGGGGGGUUAG
Messenger RNA from Dujonia railenensis, 2541 nucleotides. The record is from the annotation of a GenBank genome assembly. Lineage: Eukaryota; Fungi; Ascomycota; Pichiomycetes; Serinales; Debaryomycetaceae.